UCUAUAUUGGAGACUGUUUAGCAAUGAGUAUUUCAGCAGUUUGGGUGCUUUUGGGAUUACUAUUUUGUGCCCAGUCCCGGUGCUCAGAGUGUCCUGGUGGCUGUGAGUGUUUUGCUGUCACACGCACAGUGAAAUGUGUGUCUACGGAUCUUCUGAUGGUGCCACAAAUUAUUCCAGGAUAUGCAAAGACUGUCAUCAUCACGGAGAAUACUAUUCACAGAAUUGGACCUGAUUCCUUUAAAGAGCUGGAGAAUGUUUCCAAGGUCAUUUUAAGCAAUAAUAGGAUGACACAGAUGGCAUCACACAGCUUCUCUGCUCUCAUCAACCUGCACUUCCUGGACCUCAGCGGUAACCAGUUGUCAGUUAUCCAUCCGGAAGCUCUGAGCAUCCCCGGGAGUCCUCUGCAAGAGCUCAACUUGAGCCGCUCGCUCUACAACUUCACCGCACUGACAGACCUCACCACGGCUCUCCGCUGGGGGGACCUCCGGGGGCUCCUCUGUCUUGACCUCUCCGGGAAUCACCUUGCUCUGCUUCCCCCGGGGAUAUUCUCUGACCUGCUCAGUCUGCAGCAGCUCUUCCUUAGCAACAACUCUCUGGUGGCAGUCUACAGCGGAACCUUCUCCGGCAUGAACAACCUAGAGCUGCUUGACUUGUCACACAAUGCCUUCAGGACAUUCGGGACUGAUGAUCUCAAAGAGCUGGAGAAGCUCGGAAGCAUUCGGAUCCUUUUGGGUAAAAAUCCCUACUCCUGCUCCUGUGAGAUCCAGAAUUUUGUGGCUUGGUUGAAUAAUUCACGGGCUCAAAUAGAUGUAGACUCUGUGAGGUGCAUCUCACCAAAGGGGUUGACCAACAGCCAGCUCAGAGGACUUGGGUUGAGGGCCAUCGGAUGCAUUGUUCCCACCCAAACAGAGAUUAGUGACCUUAGCCUACAGACGUCGUAUGUCUUCCUUGGGCUCGUGCUGGGCUUUGUGGGCAUGGUCUUCCUCUUCGUACUCUACCUGAAUCGUAAAGGCAUGAAGAGGUGGAUAAUUGAAAUGAGAGAUGCAUGUCAUGAUGUCAUGGAGGGAUAUCACUAUCGAUAUGAGAUUGACUCAGAUCCACGCUUGGGGCACAUCUCAGCCCACAACGGCAUCAGCAGGGCACGUCAGCAUGUAGAAAUAUCUCUGUCACAGGAGCCACCAGAUGACACUUGUAUUGUUGCCGAAGACGCACAGGUCAACCCUCUAAAAUCUACUUCUGAAGCUAGAAAUGUCUUGUAGACUAGUUGAAUGCCAGUAGGUUUAGUUUGUUUUUUUGUCUCAGAGCUUCUGCAUGUACUGCAGCUAAACGUAAUAAACUUAACCUUAAAAGUG
Hippocampus comes (tiger tail seahorse) is the source of this 1352-nucleotide messenger RNA. Its product is annotated as trophoblast glycoprotein-like. Gene Ontology annotation, cellular component: plasma membrane. The transcript is spliced from 2 exons. Bases 24 to 1259 code for a protein of 411 amino acids. Gene Ontology annotation, molecular function: protein binding. The record is from RefSeq and is a predicted model, not a curated record. Gene Ontology annotation, biological process: negative regulation of canonical Wnt signaling pathway. Lineage: Eukaryota; Metazoa; Chordata; Actinopteri; Syngnathiformes; Syngnathidae.